Messenger RNA from Octodon degus (degu), 2218 nucleotides. It is a transcript of the gene Sp5, whose product is annotated as Sp5 transcription factor. Gene Ontology annotation, molecular function: RNA polymerase II cis-regulatory region sequence-specific DNA binding; DNA-binding transcription factor activity, RNA polymerase II-specific. NCBI's taxonomy places the organism in Eukaryota, Metazoa, Chordata, Mammalia, Rodentia, Octodontidae. The record is from RefSeq and is a predicted model, not a curated record. The coding region runs from base 473 to 1660 and encodes 395 amino acids. Gene Ontology annotation, biological process: regulation of transcription by RNA polymerase II. The transcript has 2 exons.
UCCAAUUAUUUGUGUAUAUACAUUUCCCACAUAGUGAUUACUUCAUUAAUUGUCCCGCCUUUAUCUCCUCCCUUCCCAUCCCCCCUAAUAAUCAGUUCUUUUAUCCAGACCAACAAACACACCAUAGGAGCUUUGUGGAUUCAAAGGAUUUGCUUUCGCUUCUGAAAGAGCCGCUAUUCUUUGAUGAUUGGGUAGCGGCAAACUUCAAAGCCAUAAAUCUUCCCUCUGACUGGCUGGCGGCCCAGCAAAGUCCUUAUCAAAUUCUUGGAGGUGAUCCUGAAGCGCUCAGACCUCGCGCGGGGCCAGCGAGCGAGGAGCGACGAGCUGGGCGCGGGCGGGGAGGGCUCAGGGCUCCGGCGCGCAGAGCGGGCGCCGGGGAGCCACACUGGGCGGCUGCGCGUCCUCGCCUUCGGGUGUCCAUGCCUGCGCGGCGGCGCCCCGCUCCGCGGCCAGCGGUCCCCAAGCUGUAGCCAUGGCCGCGGUGGCCGUCCUCCGGAACGACUCGCUGCAGGCCUUCCUCCAGGACCGCACCCCCAGCGCCUCCCCGGACCUGGGCAAGCACUCGCCCCUGGCGCUGCUGGCCGCCACCUGUAGCCGCAUUGGCCAGCCCGGAGCGGCGGCUGCGGCCCCGGACUUCCUGCAGGUGCCUUACGACCCGGCCCUGGGCUCGCCUUCCAGGCUCUUCCACCCGUGGAGCGCCGACAUGCCCGCGCAUUCACCCGGCGCGCUGCCGCCCCCGCACCCUAGCCUGGGGCUAACGCCUCAGAAGACGCACCUGCAGCCGUCCUUUGGGCCUGCGCACGAGCUCCCGCUCACGCCCCCAGCCGACCCCUCGUACCCCUACGAGUUCUCGCCGGUCAAGAUGCUGCCCUCCAGCAUGACAACCCUGCCCGCCGCCUGUGCGCCCGCCUAUGUGCCCUACGCUGCGCAGGCCGCGCUGCCGCCUGGCUACUCCAACCUGCUGCCCGCGCCGCCACCACCAGCCUGCCGCCAGCUGUCGCCCACCCCAGCCCCCGACGACCUCCCGUGGUGGAGCAUCCCGCAGUCGGGAGCCGGCCCCGGGGCCUCCGGAGUCCCGGGUGGUGGCCUCUCCAGCGCCUGUGCCGGGCCCCCCCACGCACCCCGCUUUCCAGCUUCAGCGGCUGCGGCCGCUGCGGCAGCUGCAGCCUUGCAGCGUGGCCUGGUGCUGGGCCCGUCGGACUUCGCGCAGUACCAGAGCCAGAUCGCCGCGCUGCUGCAGACCAAGGCCCCCCUGGCGGCCACGGCCAGGAGGUGCCGCCGCUGCCGCUGUCCCAACUGCCAGGCAGCGGGCGGUGCCCCCGAGGCGGAGCCGGGCAAAAAGAAGCAACAUGUGUGCCACGUGCCCGGCUGUGGCAAGGUGUACGGCAAGACGUCGCACCUGAAGGCGCACCUGCGCUGGCACACGGGCGAGCGGCCCUUCGUGUGCAACUGGCUCUUCUGCGGCAAGAGCUUCACGCGCUCGGACGAGCUGCAGCGGCACCUGCGGACUCACACGGGCGAGAAGCGCUUCGCCUGCCCUGAGUGUGGAAAGCGCUUUAUGCGCAGCGACCACCUGGCCAAGCACGUCAAGACGCACCAAAAUAAGAAGCUCAAAGUUGCAGAGGCCGGGGUUAAGCGAGAGAAUCCGCGGGAUCUGUGAGCCCACCCUGGGGCCACUCUUGCCUCACGCCCUUCCCAGCACCUAUGGAAAGGGACAGGAGGACCUGGAGCCUGUGGGCAGCAGGCACUCAGUCUCAGCGGACGGGCUGCCCGCUGCCGGCCUCCCAGAGUGGAGCCAGGCCUCUAGCUGUCCAGGUCCUGGACAGAGGGAGGGGCAAGGGUGGCAGGGUUGGAAAUCGAGGCUGACUGGGUUAUGGUUGGGAGCUCAGAGUUAUGCCAGGGUAGCUCCAAAUUCCAGCCCCUGAGACCAACCACUGUUGGUCACCACUCCGAGCUGGUUGUUAUGCAGGCAAUGCUGCUGAGUCAAAGUGGAGGGACCUUGGGACAUUUGAAAUGGUGCUUGGGUUUUCCCUAAGGCUGGUUCGGGCUUUGUACAGGUUAUUUAAUAGCUUUGUUAAAGAGUAAUUAUAAUAAUUUUAACAUUAAUAAAAUGUUUCUUUUGUCCUCAGCUCCAUGCAGAGCUACAGCAUGAUAUAUCUCUGUAAAGCAAUCAGCAGUUGCAGCGUGAAAAUAAAUACGUUCGCUCCAGGGUCACCUC